ACUCGACGAAAAUUUGGUUGCCGAGCGUGUGUGCGCUGCCCUGUCCGUGUACACUUUAUUUUCAAUUGGUGAAAAUUGUUAUAAAACUAGCGAGGAAAUAUGUGAAAAUAAGAAAAAGCCCAAUCUCGACACUCGAACUGUGCGUGCACAAUCGAAUUGGCGACCUCCUGCUCGCGAAAACCAGAUAAAAAGCAUAAAAAUAACAAAGGCGUUAGCAAGCGAACGACGGGCGAACGAAGGCAAAUAGACGCUUUAACCAAUCGUUCCCAUACAGUUGUGUAUAUUUAGUCAUUGCACCUGAUUAACUUGACGCAAGUAAAUGGAAGUAUAAACUCAAAAACGGCCAACGCAGAGCAAAAGUACAGUGAAAAUUGGUCGAUUGUCGGCGCACGAAGACGAAUACGAACAAAAGGAAGAAGAAGCGAACGAAACAAACGAGAAAGAGAAACGAAACGAACGGCGAUUUUGCAUUCGUGUGUGUGUUUGUGUGUGCUCGAGUGCGCGCGCGUGUGUAUGUGUGAGGGUGGAAUAUAAACAAAAAAUAAUUAACAAUACGAAUAUCAAGAACGAUUGCUCUACUUGGCGCAAAGUAAAAUGUCACAUUUGCCACUGGAUGCACGGGCCAUUCUCCAGUAUCUAAAUGAUUUGGGCUAUAGGAACAUAUCAGCCGAGCAACUCCGUGAAUUUCUAAAAGCUAAUUUGCGCCAGAAGGUAUGCAACCGCAGUCGGACAAACAAAGCGCCAGCAGACUCGCAACAACAACUAGCCACUCAACAGCAGCAGCUUCCGCAACAGCAGCAACUCCUCCUAAAGUAAAGGUUAUUAAGAGCAAACGCCCUCUGUGCCACUUUAAGUUCUACCUGGACAUUUGCGAUCAUCAGUUAGCAAAGCGCAUUGAGUCCGACAUCAAGGCUUUGGGUGGACAUCUCGAGUUCUUUCUCAGUGACGAUAUUACACACUUUGUCACUGAUAAGCCAGAGAUCAUCAGCGGAACUCCCGGAACACCAGGUACACCCAGCACACCCACCAAUCACUACCAACAAGAUGAUGGUUCGGCAAGAAAACCGAAUCAGCGGCAAUCAAGAGCGGAUGCAAUACUAAGUCGUGUGCGGAGGAGCACGGUUGGGGUGACAAACAGUGGCAAUAGCACACCCACGACAUCCCUAAAACGGAGCUAUACCAUCUGGCAGACGGAUUACGCCCAACGCUUUAUAAAGCGCAUUCAGACCGAGCUUAAGCAAUACCUUGAGGGUAAGAAGGAAGGUGGAGGAGCAUCAGCAUCAGCUAGCCCCCAUCACAUACAACUGAAAAAGCAGUAUGUGAAGAUCGAAUCCGUCAAGCGUAAUUAUAGACCUUACUACCAUCUUAUCAAGCAGCCAGACGACUGGCCAAAGAUAGAUUUAAGCAGCGAAGACGGCGCCUUUCGACUACUAACAAAGUCGAAGACCAAGGAUAAGGAGCAGAGCAUGACCCGCAAGUCUUUGGGUUCACGCACAUCACAGAAAGACAAACCAGCAGCUGGGGAAGAAAAGCCACUCCAGCAUCCUUCUCUGCAGGAACUUAAAAAACAGUCUGCAAUCCCGAAUAGUCCGCGUUCCAAUUGUCGCGAACCAAUAGAUUCGAGUGAAAAACAAGGUGGAGUUUGUGAGAUCUGUAAAUUGGAGUACGAUAUCCUGAAUAUUCAUUUGCAAAGCAAAGAUCACGAGCUCUUUGCAAAGAAUUCGGAUAAUUUCCUGACUCUAGACACUCUAAUUCGAAGUUCAGCGGAUGUGAAUAGGUUCCUGGAGGAGGAGCCCGCCGAGAGUGAACUUGACAUGGAUGUCGACGAAUCGUUGAGUAAUGAGGAGUUGCAGAGUCCCCGUCAGAGGCCAUCGCCAGCGUUGCGCGAGAAGUCCAAGAGGAUAACCAAGGGAAAGCAUUCGUCGGAAAAGUUUCAAGGAGUAGCAGUGACGUCACCUCAAACGCCUUUCCCUGGUGGCAAGAAGGUCCAAGGAAAUCUGCCUGGUAGUCUUUCUGAGCUUCAGCGUCAGGAACAUCCAACAACAGCUGCAGCAACGCCGACAACGAAUUCAGGGCGAAGAAAAACACAGAACUCCAGUCUGUCACCUCCUAAGAGAGCCAUGUUGCCGCCUUCUUCUAUUUAUAAGGUUGUAGAAACCAGGGAGGAAUGUGCUACGCCUCCCAGAGGCCGAGGAAGACCUCCCAACCAAGUGGAUUCGCCCUCACUGAUUGUAAAGUUCCAAAAGAUCCGACAAACAGAGUUACAACGACUUAAUGGAGAGGCAGAGAACUUUAUGUUUCCCAGGACAGCGGUACCUACCACAAGGAGCAGCAGUGAGUUGCCCACGGAUAUCGAUCGACAAACCACCUCGGAUGUAAGAGGCAGAUACAGUAUAUCCUCCGCCAGUCUCGACACCAGCACCAGCGAAGCAGAAACUAAGGAAUCUUCAGGACUACCUACUUCUAGCAUACGCAAGCGAGCUCAAGCAGUGGGAAGGCGAAGAAAAGUAGGAGGAGCAGCGGCGCAGGAGGUUUUCCAGCGCCAAUUAUCAACAGGGAGCAGUAGCAGCAAUAGCAACCAGCAGCGCUUUCCAAGCGCCCCCAUCCAGCCAGAAGAAGGGCCUCAACCGCAGCCACAGCCGCAGCUAAAGAUUAAGAUAAAGCAGGAGCAAUUGGUGGCCACCAGGAAGAGCAGUCGCACAGCCACGGCUAUUGUGACAGCAGCCACCGCCAGCAGUCAUCAACAGCAGCAGCUAAGGCAGACAACUUGCCGCAAAAUGGCCAAUAAACUGGAGGAUAGGAUGGGGGAUCUAGAAAAGCCCAAAAUAAAAAUAAAGAAGGAAGCUGUCGAAGUGAAGGAGUUGGAAGAUCUGGAAGACAUAUUGGAUAAAGAAUUAGAUGAGGAGAUGGACAGUAGUUGCAGUAGUGGCAGCGAUGAAGACUACAUUGCUGGUACCCAACGUAGAAUCACGGCAGCUCCUAGGAAAUCAACGGAUACUCGCGAACAAAGAGCAGCUAGGCGGCUUUCCAGGUUAACCAUAAACCGUAGUGCCGGAGAGCUGGAGUUAACCGAGGUCAAAACCUCUCCGUCAAAAAGUCGCGCAAAGAGCCAGAAACCGUCAAGUCCCACGAAAAAUAAAGUCAAACAGCAGAAGGCAGUGCCACCAGCGAUAGAUUUAUUCUUUGAUUGCAGUAAAAGCGAAAGACUUCAGGAAAUGCAGUAUACCUUCGAAUCGUUGCCAAGUGGAGAGCUUUGGAAUAGAGUUUUUCUGCGACAGGAUGCGGGUGAAGAGAACUAUUACACGUAUUACGGUAGCACUAACUACAGGAAACUGCCCUAUGAAAUGGGUCCCAUACCCAUGGCCAAAACAUUGCCAGCACACAGUUGUGCUUUAUGUCGCGCGGCCAGCGAGGUGAAGCAGGAUAAGGAAGAACAGAUCAAGCAGGAAGAUCAGAAGCCCACACCCAAGAAGGAAGUUAAGAAGGAGGAGGAAGUCCAGUCCUCUUCCUCCUCCGCGACCUACAAGAACAAAAAGCUCCACCUUCUCCAGCGUUACCAGCAGGAACAGGAGCAACUGCAGCAGCUGGAGGGAAGUUCCCUUACCACUGCCACAGCCAAAUGUGAUAGCAAGGCGAGCACCCCAGAAUUGCUGGAAAGGGAGUUUGCCUCGGGUUCCCUGGGGGAUAGAGUGCAGCUGAUAGAGAGAGUCAGGAGCACAUCCAGUUCAAGCUGCAGCAACAGUCAACGAAGCGGCAUAACCUGCAGGAAUAAGCAGCUGGCACGGAUUGCCGAAUUACCACCACGAAAAUCCCCUAGAGAACAUGCCUCCACUUUGGCUUUGGUCAGUUGCAUUAUACGGCAGCGUCAGGACUCACAAAGUAAAACGAACUCAGAAGCAGAAGAGCCACCCCCUCCUGUAGCUGCACCAAAGCUUAAAACUCCUAUAAAACAGGAGCCAGUAGUACCUUCAUCUCCCCGAACUACUCGUUCUCAAGCUGCCACUCCUGUCGAGGAACUUCGAUUUGCCACCGAGAUUAGCGAGACGGUAAAGAGAAUAAGGCGGGGACAAAACAAAUAUGAUCAUUCCCCGCCAGCGCCAGUUCCUACGCCCGCAACUUCUUCGCCCGUCAGAAGUCGCCGCCUGACACCUGCGGCUCGAAGUGCGGGUCAGAUGUAUUCGCGCCGCUUGGAAUUCUCAACCAGUCAAAGGCAAUCCUCAGCGAGUGCGCUCUUGGGCAAGCGCAACAGAAGAGUGAAUCCUCCGGUAGCAGGCACAGUGCGACCGACUGCCCAACAUCUUUCCGGGACAAGUGCGUUUCGCGGAGUCCGCAAAUUGCCCAGCAAGAAGGGCUUGCUCGAAUACGAAAUGGAACCGUGUGCCCUUAAAGCUUUGGAUCAAGCCCGUCAGUAUAGCAAUCCUGGUUUCGUUGCCUGGCAGUUAGACAAAUAUCUGGAGCUAGCUGGCAAAGAGUACGAUAUGGAGGAAGACGAUAUGUCAGCGGAGGUGGACACAGAAGAAAGAGAACAAAGGCUUGUUAACACCCCACAAACUCCACCACCUACUGAUUGCUUUACGAGCGAGUUUGACCUGUGUGAUUUAAUUCUGGGAAGUGCAGGGAGUGCAGACGAAGAUGAAGAUGUUUCCAGAGGAAACCCACCUGGUCCCGGUCGACGGAUAAAUAAUCUCAAUCUAUAUGCCAGCUAUUAUAGGAAAAAGAAGAGCCUAAAGUCCAAUCGCACGGGCUGGCCAAAAGCUCAGAGAAGACGGAAUGCAGGCGGAUUAGGUGGCAGUCGAUCGGUGCCAGAUGAGCGAAUUAAUUUCCAGAAAAUGGGUCUUGCUGAGCUUCACCCUAUAAAGCAAGAGCCUAUGGAGACGGAAGAGGAGCAGACCACAACCACCACAACAACUAUGACUUCUGGGACGAGAGGAAAUCUGCUUAGCAAAGACGAUGAAGAUGAUGAAGGAGGCGGAAAUUCGCCCUCUGGCGGAUCACCUGCCGAUGAUAAACAGAAUUCCCGGGAAGAUGCCGUGAUGACUCCGCCAGCGACCGAUGUUGAUGAACAGGCUGAACCGCAGGCGGACGAAAUGGAAAGUUUGCCCGACGAAGAUGAAACCAUGGCGGAUUCUGUGGAUCAGCAGCAGGAUGUUGAGGCGGAAAUCGAAGCAACCGAUGCGGAUGUCGAGGAAGAAGAAGAGGAGGAGGAGGACGAAGAUGUUUUCGAAGAUGCCUACGAAGAGCAGGAGAUCGGCAUGCAGAAAACGGAGCCUCCUGAGAAAAGAGCUCGAAUACCUUCCAUAUCUGUAACCACGCCCCCCGAAGCCUCUGCACAAAGCAAAAAACUCUUGCUUACCCUGCAUAAUGGUCAGCGACUUCAGGCCACCUCCACACCGAGUACCGGACAAGUUCAACAGCAGCAGAGAAGAACUCCCCAGCUAAACGGAAGUCUAGGCAGCUGCAUUUCGCCAAGUGAGAAACUGGGUGACAAUUCCGACAUAUUCACGGUAUCCUCUGACGGCCUGGAUACCGAUUUGGAUUUAAGCAACACCCAGGCAGGCGAUUCGCACGAGCAUUGCCCACACCAGACGACGCCGAAGCGGAAGUUUGACAUCUCCAAGUAUGCGCCACCGAAUAAUGGAAAGGCGGCGAGCAGUUGUGCCGCCGAAGCAGCGACGGCCGCCGUGAAGUCAUUGGCCAUCUCGCAGUUCCUGAAGAAGGAGACUUGCGCAAGCUCAUCAAGCAUGAGGAACGCCUGGCGGAGAACGCAAAGGAGAGCGAUUUCAGCGGCCUGCAUAAACGCGGCACCGUCAGCUCGCGUGCCAAACUGAGUGUGGAAAAGGAUAAGGAGAAUGCGGCUCCAUCGUGUCCGUGUCCAUCUGCCAAGGAGAAGGAGUGCAAGACUGACCAGGACGAUCCUAGGGAGCGGUCCGGUGGUGGGACCAGCUUUGCGGACUUAGCUCGCC
Messenger RNA from Drosophila teissieri, 5963 nucleotides. It is a transcript of the gene chif, whose product is annotated as protein chiffon. The record is from RefSeq and is a predicted model, not a curated record. Gene Ontology annotation, molecular function: zinc ion binding; protein serine/threonine kinase activator activity; nucleic acid binding. The transcript has 3 exons. Bases 714 to 5828 code for a protein of 1704 amino acids. Gene Ontology annotation, biological process: regulation of cell cycle phase transition; positive regulation of nuclear cell cycle DNA replication. Gene Ontology annotation, cellular component: nucleus; Dbf4-dependent protein kinase complex. Lineage: Eukaryota; Metazoa; Arthropoda; Insecta; Diptera; Drosophilidae.